AUUUUUCUGUUUUAUUAAAUUAUAAAAAAUGUUAAACACUGUUAAAAUAAAUAUUGUAUUUAUAAUAUUAUUGAUCUUAUGUUUGAUACAUAAGCAAAAUGCCUUUGAUAUGAGUAGCAGUGAUGAUGGUGACGGUGCAGUCACGUUGAGUCCAUUUUAUAGUUCACAAAUUGAGAUACGGUGCAGUGCCGGGGUUUCAAACCGAGUAAUUGGCGGCAAAUCGGCGCAACGUCAUACGUUCCCGUGGUUGGCCGCUAUUAUUUAUGGUGACGACUAUUUGCCGAGUUGUGGCGGAUCAUUGCUAAAUCAUCAAUACAUUGUGACGGCUGCACAUUGUGUUGACUUUCUAAAAGGUCCCAAUGAAAUCAAAGUUGUGUUGGGAGCGCAUGAGUUCAAAAAUGAUCCAGGUUAUGUUGAACCUAAUACCACCACUUACCCGGUCGAGUCCAUACAUAUGCAUUCCGAUUGGAGUAAACGUACGAUGAAAAAUGAUAUUGCUAUUUUGAAAUUAAAGACACGGAUACCUAAAUUUACUAAACAUGUCGUCCCAAUAUGUAUUCCGUGGACCGAUGAUAAGUUUGUCGGCGAAAUGGCCACAAUUGCCGGUUGGGGAGACACUAAGGUUGGCGGAAAUAGAAGUGAAAUUUUACAGGAAGUCAGUGUCAAGAUUUGGGAUAAUAAGGAUUGUGGUAAUGUAUAUAAGACUAGACCGGGUAUUACGUCGAGUAUGCUGUGCGCCGGUGAAGCACAGGGAGGACGCGACGCCUGUCAAAAUGAUUCGGGCGGUCCACUCAUGAUUAACAUCGGUAAAACUAAAUGGACACUAAUUGGUAUAGUUUCGUGGGGUUAUGAAUGUGGACGACCCGGUAUGCCUGGUGUUUAUACACGGGUCAGUGAUUAUACCGAUUGGAUUAAAGAAAAUAUUAAAUAAAUAUUAUAAUUAAUCUUAAAUAUUAUUUUAAU
Molecule: messenger RNA, 963 nt
Organism: Oppia nitens
Lineage: Eukaryota; Metazoa; Arthropoda; Arachnida; Sarcoptiformes; Oppiidae
Product: trypsin-1-like
Exons: 1
Coding region: 29-931 (300 amino acids)
Biological process (GO): proteolysis
Molecular function (GO): serine-type endopeptidase activity
Source: RefSeq, a predicted model, not a curated record